CGGUACGCGCAUGGAACUCCCACAUACCUGCCUGUCGGUACGCGCAUGGGACUCCCACAUACAGCCGCAAACGGGUCCCAGGCACCUGCGGACACCUGAGGCUAUCCAUCAUCUUCCCACGCUGCCGGUUUGUAUCUGCUGCAACCAAACGGCCGAGAGGCUCCCGUGAAGAGAUCUCGUGUCCAGCAGACUCUGUGUUCUGGCGAAGCGAUCUCGUGUCCAACAGACUCUGUGUUCUGGUGAAAAGAUCUCGUGUCCAGCAGACUCUGUGUUCUGGUGAAGCGAUCUCGUGUCCAACAGACUCUGUGUUCUGGUGAAGCGAUCUCCACCGCCGGGUAGCAGCCAGGUGCUCCUGCGGGCCAGGCUUAUAAACACUGAGCUCCAUCGUGAUCCCAUCAGCUGAUACCCGCCGCCGGCUGAGCGGGUUUAGGAAGACUGAUGAUCGGCUCUGUCCCACCGCCGGCGCCUCUCCGCCCGCGCAUCCAUCACUGCUGAGUGUGUCUGAGGUCAGUCCGGCCGCGCAGCUCCGUCUGACGGGUUCCCUCGCCAAGUGUGGGUGAGAAACGGCGGAAGGCAAAGCUGCAGCCGGGAUUACGGAACAGCUUCGCGCUAUAAGGCAAGAACUGUCCUUCUCUGGUGAGUGACCGCCGUGAGGACUACGUCACAGAAGAUACAUGACGACACGAUAACACUCCGCGGCCGUACGGGCUGCUGUGGUGAGUCGGCCCGGCCAAGCGUCCGGUUCCUCACGGUGCAGGAUUCGUGGGGCACCGAGACAUCCGCGCUGGGGCGGCGGUAAGAGUUAGGGUGACCCCGUGCGGCUGUGCCCGGCAAGGGGAAGACGGCCCUGAUGCGGCGGUGAGGGGUGAGGGAGACCCCCGUGCAGUUUGCGGGCUGUGUACGGUGAGUGGUUGGGGAGGGCAGUGCCCGGCAAAUGGACUACUUUAUCGCGGUGCUGGGAGCCCGAGCCAGCGGGAAGACGGCGCUGGUGCGGCGGUUCAUGACGGGGGAGUUCCCGGCGCAGCACCGGCCCACUGUGGAGGACGUGUACAGUCGCGUGGUGGGCUGCGACAAGGGCGUCUGCACCCUGCGCGUCAUCGACACCACAGGCUCCUACAACUUCCCCGCCAUGAGGAGGCUCGCCAUCUUCAAGGCCAAGGCCAUCCUGCUGGUCUACUCCGUCACGGACAAGAACUCCUUCGAGGAGGUCAAGACGCUGUACGAGCUGGUGCACUCCGUCAAGACGGACGUCUUCAAGACGCCGGUGGUUCUGGUGGGGACAAAGGCGGACCUGGCCGACCAGCGGGACGUCAAGAAGAAGGAAGGCACGGAACUUGAACUCAUCUGGAACUGCGGAUUCUUAGAGGUCACGGUCACGGACGAAGAACAGGUCACAGACGUCUUCAGGAGAGUCUUCGAGCUGGAGACGCGCUGGGCCAUGACCCUGACUCCGGAGAGCCAGAAGUACAAACGGCGGUGCGGCUGCCUUCCGCUGAAAACAUGGGCCAAACCGGAAUAACGAAGGGGAAGACUGCAAUAGCAAAGGUCCAGACCGGAAUAGCCCAGGGCCACGACAAAGGGCCAGACCGGAAUAGCCCAGGGCCACGACAAAGGGCCAGACCGGAAUAAUAGCAAAGGGCGAAACCGGACAAGAAAAGGACCAGACCGGAAUAGC
Branchiostoma floridae (Florida lancelet) is the source of this 1675-nucleotide messenger RNA. Its product is annotated as GTP-binding protein Di-Ras2-like. NCBI's taxonomy places the organism in Eukaryota, Metazoa, Chordata, Leptocardii, Amphioxiformes, Branchiostomatidae. The transcript has a single exon. Gene Ontology annotation, cellular component: plasma membrane. Bases 935 to 1519 code for a protein of 194 amino acids. Gene Ontology annotation, molecular function: GTPase activity; GTP binding; GDP binding. The record is from RefSeq and is a predicted model, not a curated record. Gene Ontology annotation, biological process: signal transduction.